AUGUGGGCGCCUGGGCCAGCCGUUGCAGCCGCCGUGGGGCGACCCGCCGCGCGGCGGCUGCUGACGCUGGGCGGGCGCGGGGGAGCGGCCAGAGGGCGGCCCCGGUGGUUCUGUGUCCCAGCGGGGCCGCCGGGCGAGCAGCCGCUGUCCCGGAAGCGCCUGGCCCUGACCGCGUUGGGCGUCGGAGCCGCCGCAGGCUGCAUGGGGACGUGGUUCGAGAUGAGUCACGGGGUCGUCUGCAUCCCGGUGUUGACCUUGCCGCCGCUGGCACUGUCUCAGCAGAUCGCCGUCGGCACCACCGUCUUCGGCGUGGCGGCGCGGCAGGUGCUGGCCGCGACGCUGUCGGCGAUGGAGCCAGACGCCCAGGCCCUGGACCUCGACUGGCUGGCGCAGGUCGUGGACGUGGAGGCCGUUGGGGUGCUCACGGCGACCGGCACGGCCGCGGCCCUGGCGGGCUCCGCGCUGGCGGCGCGGCUGUCGCCACAGCACAUGCGGCGGUUGAACGGCCUCUUCCUCAUCGGCGUCGCCACCUUCGUGCAGUACCGGAGCUUCCGCGUGAACGCCGAACUGGAGCAGGAGGAGGCUGGCGAGGCGACGGAGCAGACGCCCGCGCCCCUGCCGGCGGGCCAGGCGCCCCCCCCGGCGGGCGCAUCCGAGGCCGCGCGGCUGGUGCUCCUCGGCGCGGCGUCCGGGGCGUGCCUGGGCCUGUUCGGCAUCGGGCCUGCGUGGAUGCUGGCCCCCGUGCUGACGGCCACCGCGCCGCCCGGGCAGCUGGGCUCCAAGGAAGCGUCCGCGCCGGUCGCCUCGCCGGGCGCGGCCGCGGCUGCCCUGCGCGCCGCGGCGAGCGGCGACCCCCAGCCGACGUUCGAUCCAGACGUCGCCAGCGACGCGGCGGCGGCGGCCGCGGGGAUGCUCGGUGCGACGGGCACGGACGAGCGCACCAUGAGGACCUGCACGCUGGCGAUGGUGUUGCCGAGCCUGGCCGCGGCCGCGCGCCACUUCGCCCUCGGGCACGUGGCGAGCGCCACCACGCUGGCCAUCCCGCUGGCCACCGGCGCCAUCCUGGGCAGCGCGAUUGGCGGCCCGCAGCUGGCGGAUGUGCCGUGCGACGAGGAGUUCCGGACAGGCCUCUCGAUCCUGCUCUUCGCCCACGGGCUCUGGUCGUGCUACAAGGGCGUCUGA
Molecule: messenger RNA, 1182 nt
Organism: Prorocentrum cordatum
Lineage: Eukaryota; Dinophyceae; Prorocentrales; Prorocentraceae
Source: the annotation of a GenBank genome assembly